AGAUAGUGGGAGAAGAGAAAGAGAAGAAAAAUGACGACGAGGUUCAAGAAGAACAGGAAGAAGAGAGGCCACGUCAGCGCCGGCCACGGUCGUAUCGGAAAACACCGUAAGCACCCUGGAGGUCGUGGUAACGCCGGUGGCAUGCACCACCACCGAAUCCUGUUCGACAAAUAUCACCCCGGUUACUUCGGGAAGGUUGGAAUGCGUUACUUCCACAAGCUCCGCAACAAGUUCUAUUGCCCCAUUGUCAACAUCGACAAGCUGUGGUCUUUGGUUCCCCAAGAGGUUAAGGACAAUCCUUCUAAGGAUAAGGCACCAUUGAUCGAUGUCACCAACUUCGGGUUCUUUAAGGUUUUGGGCAAGGGGGUUUUGCCACAGAACCAGCCCCUCGUCGUUAAGGCCAAACUCGUUUCCAAGAUUGCUGAGAAGAAGAUCAAGGAGGCUGGAGGUGCCGUUGUCCUCACCGCUUGAUCUUAACGGUAUUCAAUUUUAAAAUUUAUUUGAAAUUUAGGGUUUUGAACUGUUGCGAUCUGUAGUGACUUAGUUGUAAUAUGAGAUCUCAUGUUUUAGUCUCGUUUUUUAUGCUGAAUGUUUUGAAUUAUCAUUUUUGUUUUUUAUUACUUAACAAAGUGAAUGGAUGCUGUGUG
Gastrolobium bilobum is the source of this 647-nucleotide messenger RNA. RefSeq names its product large ribosomal subunit protein uL15x. Gene Ontology annotation, cellular component: cytosolic large ribosomal subunit; ribosome. NCBI's taxonomy places the organism in Eukaryota, Viridiplantae, Streptophyta, Magnoliopsida, Fabales, Fabaceae. The transcript has a single exon. The coding region runs from base 31 to 471 and encodes 146 amino acids. Gene Ontology annotation, biological process: translation. Gene Ontology annotation, molecular function: structural constituent of ribosome. The record is from RefSeq and is a predicted model, not a curated record.